AUGCAGAGAACUUCUCAACCUCCACAACAACAGAACGGAUCAACUAUACAAACGGAAAGACAGCCAAAACAACUACUAAAGACUUCUUCACCACCUACUCCACCAACUGGUCUUGAUCCAGAUUCGAGUUUCAACUCUCCCCCUUCUACUCUUGAGGCGCCAAGGCCUUCUGCUGCUGCUACUCAAGUAGCAACAAUAGGCACAGGUUGGACGAAUAACUCUAGUCCAAGAUCAGCGACGAUGACACCAUCGCCUCCAUUACCUCAAUCUCGGAAUACAUUGCGUUAUCCACCAGCGUUUACUCCUCACCAAACCUCACAACAGCAACCUCCUCAACCUAUACACCUCACAAUUUCUUCUCUUCUUCAACCUGACCAAAAUACAGAAGAAUUUUUGUUUACUCUUACACUUGACCAACUUUCUUCGAUAGAAAAGACAGUACAACGUUUUAAUAACAAUCCGUCAUCUCCACAAACAAGUAAAGACCGUGACACCGUCCAAUCAUUUGGUGUUGCAGCAUCAACUUCUAAUUCUGCUAUUGUUAACAGUAAUGUUAUUGAACUAGCACAAAAACCACCACAACGCUUACACAAUAAAGAAUUUUUCUUAAACAAAACAUCAUCACAAACCCCAUUAUCGUCACCUACAACAUCGACAUCACAUCCGACUAAUCUAAAACGAUCGGAAUUCUCGCCCUCACCAAAUCACGCAUUACCUGCAACUGAUCCUGUCAUAGAGACACAUGACGGCAUACCAUUUGUGGUAUUCACAUACUCGGUCAAAGGAAACAAUAAAGAGUAUCGUAUACGAAUUGAUUUGAAUAGUGCCAACCUAAACGAUAUAACUGACCAAUUUAAACGUGAAAAUUGUCUUUAUCCACGUGCACAUUGUCCCGAAGAAAAAUAUCAAGGAAAUCGAUGGCAUUACGAGAAUGAGUGUAAUAACUUAGGAUGGAAAUUAGCUUGGUUGAAUCAAGAGGAUAUUGCUGGAAAAAGAGGACUACUUCAGCGCGCAGUGGAUAGUUAUCGUAAUCGUGAUCCAAAUAUGAGAUCGAGAAGAGUAGUAAGAAAUGAGAAAAUAAAUAAUGGGACAUUACGUAAAAGAGCUACUCGUGAUAGUGAUUCAUUUGAUGGAAAUCCUGACUCCAAGUCUCUAAAAAGACAUCGCAGUGCUGCUAAACAAUUAUCCGUCAAUACAUUUUCAAAAGGGGUUUCUACAAAAAUUCGCAUUCGAGCUGAUAUCGAAUCCGUUAAUCUGACUGAUCUAACGGAGGAUUUUAAAAGAAAGAAUAGCGUGUUUCCUAGAGUUUUAUCUGAUCAAGCUAAUAGGGGAAAAAAUUGGGAAUUGGAAAAUUGGUGUAACGAGAUAGGCUGGAAAUUGGCAUACCUGAAUCCAAGCAAACUAAAUGAGAAAAAAUUACUGCUUCAAAAAGCAUUGGAUUUGUAUCGCGCCAAAUUUACUAGUGAAUAUCGGCCUAGAAAAGGCAAAUAUUCACGUGCCCUAUCAGCUAAAUUCUUUGAAGAUCAUCCUCGAGAGGUCAACUCUCCCAUUCCCAUGGAGAUAGCAACAAAUAAUCAUGUUGUUCUCGAGACUUCAGCUCCCACAAAAUCAGAAGAUUCUGUUGAAAAAGUUAACACGUCUUCGUCAUCAAUAUCCAGCAUCACUCCUAUCAUUACCAUUAACACCGCUACUUCUUCCUUAGAUAAUGUGUCGUUGUCAAGUCCCACGAAUAAUACAUCGCCUAUGAGUAUUGGCGACGAGAAAAUGGAGGUUAAUACUGAGACACAGCAAACUGCUAAAUAA
Molecule: messenger RNA, 1803 nt
Organism: Ambispora gerdemannii
Lineage: Eukaryota; Fungi; Glomeromycota; Glomeromycetes; Archaeosporales; Ambisporaceae
Source: the annotation of a GenBank genome assembly